CUCAAGUAGAAUGAAUAUAAUGGAAUGUCCGAAAACUAGAAAGUGAAAGCUCCUCCUACUUUGACCACAACAAUUGAUUCUGUUUGUUUUGAUGAAUCGAUUGGAUUUACGAUAUAAUUAGUAAUCUGGCGUUACAUGAAAAUGUCCAAAAUACCAUUCAAGAAUGAUGGAAGUUUUAUGGAAUUGUUCAAGCAAAUGCAAGCUGAACAAGAAAGAGUAUCUAUUGAGAAGCCUGUUAUUCCGAAUGUAGUAAAGGUAGAAAAUACGGAUGAAUUUGACAGCAAGCAGUGCAAAACGGAGAGUGAAACAGUUAUUCCCGAUGAUUCAAAGGUUUUGGUGGCAAUCGAAUCGUUGGUCCUACGUGUUUCUGGUAUGUCCCACAGUCUUUGCGAAGCAGAAAUAAAGAAGUUUGAGGAUAGCAUACAGUAUUGGUUCCUGACGCUUCCAGAGACUAAUGAGUACAAGUUCUUUAGAAAAAGAUUGGCUGAUGUUCGUAAGCAAAAGACACUCAGUAGUUCAGUCAAACCUGAAGCUGUAGAUAAUUGCAAAUCAGAAAUUGAUGAAUUUAUCCCCACCAAAAGACGUCGCUCCAGAUGGGACGAAGAAACCAAUGAACCUAAAAUAAAUGGAUCAGUAAAAGAUUUCCCGGAUGGCUCUUUGGCCUCUGCGAUUGCACUAGCAAAAGCUGCUGCAGCUGCUGCAAAAACUCAAGGAACUACUUCUAAUCCAAAUCAGUUCACAGGCGGUGUUGUACUUACACCUGAGCAAGCUGAACAAAUACGUUAUCAAAAGGAACUUCAAGCUAUGCAAGAGUUUAUUUUAGCACAAAAACGAUCAAAGUCUAAAGAGGAAGAACUUAUGAAUCGAAUUGAGGGUGUAAAUUAUGGAAAUAAAACAAGAAUUACGAAGGAUGGUUUAGUUAUCAAAUAUGAGUAUGAUUCCGACGAGGACUGUGAAAAUGGAACAUGGGAGCAUAAAUUAAGACAAGCGGAAAUGGAGGCAACCCGAGAAUGGGCUCAGAAAUUAACUGAAAUGGGUCAUGGAAAACAUCAUAUUGGGGACUUUCUACCACCGGACGAAUUAGAGCGCUUCAUGGAAACUUUCCGUGCAUUGAAAGAAGGUCGGGAACCGGAUUUUUCUGAAUACAAACAGUUCAAGUUAACUUGUGAAAAUGUCGGUUUUCAAAUGUUAGAAAAAAUGGGUUGGAAAGAAGGUGAAGGACUUGGCAUUGAUGGUCAAGGUAUUGUUAAUCCAGUCAAUAAGUGAGUCCAGAAUUUUACCGCUCACCAUGAUCUAUUCUUUUUAAUAUCUUUUUCUGAGAAUGGAUGGGGAUAAAGAUUUGUGUUUAAACACUUAAUUACUUGUUCAAUUUUCCGAAAUUUUAUUCAAAGGGGGAAUGUCCACGUUGAUGGUGUAGGACUAGGAAUUGAUCGUCCUUCCAAAUUAAUAAAAGAAGAUGAUGAGUACGAUGCAUACAGGAAACGUAUGAUGUUAGCUUAUCGGUUUCGACCAAAUCCUUUGAACAAUCCUCGACGAGAUUACUAUUAAUAGUGGUAAAGCAAUGUCAAUCAUAUUUGUUUCACAACAAAAUAGUUGAGAGGAAACUUGAUCAGUCUGUGAUUUGGAACCAUUUCUUAUAUUAUAAUUAUGGUUAUUAUCAUUAUAUACAUAAAGGUUUCUAAUCAUUAUCUGUCAGUGUGCAGAUUUGUAUAAUUUUAUGGAACUGUGUAUUUAAACCGUUGAUUUUCUUUUACAUGUGUAUAUGUCAUGUCAACUGCCAUAUAAAAUAUAUAAAUACUUUUUUGUGUA
This is a messenger RNA of Schistosoma guineensis, 1809 nucleotides long. The record is from the annotation of a GenBank genome assembly. NCBI's taxonomy places the organism in Eukaryota, Metazoa, Platyhelminthes, Trematoda, Strigeidida, Schistosomatidae.